This is a messenger RNA of Myzus persicae (green peach aphid), 3299 nucleotides long. It is a transcript of the gene Mgat4a, whose product is annotated as alpha-1,3-mannosyl-glycoprotein 4-beta-N-acetylglucosaminyltransferase B. Gene Ontology annotation, molecular function: acetylglucosaminyltransferase activity. Gene Ontology annotation, cellular component: endoplasmic reticulum-Golgi intermediate compartment; endoplasmic reticulum; Golgi stack. The record is from RefSeq and is a predicted model, not a curated record. NCBI's taxonomy places the organism in Eukaryota, Metazoa, Arthropoda, Insecta, Hemiptera, Aphididae. The transcript has 10 exons. Gene Ontology annotation, biological process: protein N-linked glycosylation. The coding region runs from base 792 to 2012 and encodes 406 amino acids.
GCCGUUUCGUUAGUAUACGCUGCUGUCGUGGGUUCGAGCGAGAAAAUCGUAUACAUUAUACAGGGCGCUUUUCACGCGAGUCAGUCAGUCAGUCGAUCGGUCUACCUCGGACCCACAAUAGUUCGGAGACGGAAGUCAUGUAGCGCGGCGGCGCGGUGGCGGCACCGGCGUUGGCGGCGACGGCGGCGGCGACGGCAGCGGGUGCACGCCAAGAGGUUACACUACACCUCAGUUUCGGUCGGCUUUGCAUCGCCAACGGUCGUCGGUCGCGAGGACUUUGGCACCGAAACGCGCUCGUCAAGAGUCGUACAUUAUGGUACGUACCGCCGAUGUGCGCGCGGCGUGAUACGCCCCCGUUUUUUGGUCGGGGGGGUUGAUAUCUGGAGAUCAGAAACGAGCACGCACGCACGCGAACCUUUGCCACCGUCGCCACUGACGUCGAGGACACAGCAGCCAUUCCCGGGACCGGCAGUAGCGUCCAUCGAAACGAAACGAUAAUAUUAUUAUGAAAUCACUACUACUUACGUGGUCACCGAUUUUGUACCUGUACGAGUUGUUGUGCGCGUAAGGCCGGCGGCUCGACUUUAAAGGCAGUUGUGUGCGUGCGUGUGCGAGCAGAUCGCAAUCCGUGCCACAUUAUAUCUCUGCAGAUUUAAAAUAAUAUUAUGAUCAUUUCGUUUUCGAGUCCGAACGUUUAACGAGGCAGUACCACCUAUACACAGGUACGAAGACUGCGAUACACGUGCGUUUAACUCUCGGCACGUGCAGCUAUUAUUACUAUCGGUGUUCCGAUGGGGUGGACGUUACAACAGCCCAGGUCCCGUCAUUUGUUAUUGCUAUUCAUAACGUUCGCGUCAUGCAUCACGGUCGUGUUCAUCUCCAAGUCAGAUACCAGAGAUUUAUACGAUCACAGUUCGGUGACGUAUAAGAUGGCGGAAAUGGAAAUGCGCGUGGAUCACUUAACCAGAUUGUAUGAGCUGAAAGACAAAGACGUCCAGGAACUAAUAAAGCAUUUCAGCUCUGUUCUCAAAACGAUCGUGAAGUCACUGAACGUUUCCGUUUCUGAGGACAUUGAAUCAUUAAUGGCUGCUUACAACAAGUCCGUGGAAAUGGUCAGGUCACCGAUGGCACAUUUCGACGUGUACACAUUCCUACCCCAUCUGCGGUCCCACGAGAAUUAUUUAAGGCCUUUGAUAUUACAUUCCGGAGGCAGAAAUGCAGUGUCAAUGGUGUUUGGAGUUCCUACUGUUCGUCGCCAACAACAGACUUACUUGAUACAGACAUUGAUUAACAUAAUAAGCAACAUGAAUCAAACUGAACAGAAAGAUUCGUUAAUAGUAGUGAUGAUUGGCGAAAUCGAUCAAGAAUACACGCAACAAGUUACUGCGGAAAUCAGAAAUAGGCUACCGGAAGCAGUGAACUCGGGUCUCAUAGACAUAAUUGCUCCGUCCCCGGAAUACUAUCCAGAUUUCAGCAAGCUUCGCAUUACACUCGGCGACUCCGAAGACCGAGUCCGCUGGAGGAGCAAACAAAAUUUAGAUUAUGUUUUCUUAAUGAUGUACUGCCAACCGAAAGGAUCGUUUUAUGUCCAACUGGAAGACGAUGUAGUCGCCAAGCCGCAAUUCCACACUAUUAUGAAAAAAACGGCUUUGCAGAGGAUAGCCGAAGGACAAGAGUGGUUCAUACUAGACUUCUGUCGACUAGGUUUUAUCGGCAAGAUGAUGAGAUGUUCAGAUUUACCGUGGCUGAUACAAUUCAUCGUGAUGUUUUAUAACGAUAAGCCGGGGGACUGGCUUCUAGACGGAAUGAUGGAGACAAAAGCUUGUAAUCUUGAAAAAGAUCUUAGAGAUUGUCGAAAACGAAAAGACGAAAUAUGGGUGACAUUCAGACCGUCUCUUUUUCAACAUAUUGGAACCAGGUCAUCUUUGAAUGGCAAAAUUCAACUGUUGAAGGAUAGUCUUUUCAAGAAAAGCGUCAACGUAAAACGCAUCAAUAAAAUGAGAGGAAAAUGACCUAUGGCAAAGUACAGGUUACCUGUAGCGAAAAUCAAAAAAGAUUUCAUCAAACGAUGAUGAUAUUAAAAUAACAAUGAAUCGUCUGUGAUUGCUCGAGUGAAAUAAUUUAUUAAUAAUAUUUAAGCACGGCUAUUAUAUUAUUUGUAUUGUUUGAAAGUUCAAAUUAAAACGUUGUAUGUAAAACAAUAUAGUAAGUCAAUAUGAAAAUAACACCUAUAAUUGCUGGUUAUUUUCAUAUCAUUGAACAUUAGGUAUAAUUAUUGAUUUAUGUUUGUUAUUCAUGCAAAAUACACACCUGCGUAUUGCAUUUAUUUCCACUCAAUUUACGCCAAAAAUAAACAAUGACAUAUUGACAUCUGAAAUAAAAACAUUUUACAAAAAUAUAAAAUAUGUACAAUAUUUAUAGGAAAACAAAUUAAAACAAAAAUUACACAAUUAUUCAGGGUUAAUUUAAGGGACCUAAUUAUUCUAGUGUUUAAUUUUUAAUUAAAUUCGUACAUCAUAAUAGCUGAUAUAUUAUAUGUACAUAGAAUUAUAGAAAUAAUAAAAUGUAUCACUUUUAAAAUGUUUUUCUAUUUAAUUAAAAUACGUAUGUGCCCAAGUGAUAUCGUUAUUUUGUAGAAUAUGAACUAUUUAUAGAUAAUUAAAAAAGAAAAUUUAAACUACCUAGGUAUACGUUAAAUUAUUAAAAAUGUACUUAUUAAAAUGUAUAGGUAUCUAUACUAAAAAUGUAAGUUUAUGAUAUUACUUAUAGGUAGUUAAGUUGUUGAAAUUCUUAAAUCAUCAUAAUGUAAAUAACUUGUGCUAAUAAUAUUAUCACAAUGUUAAGGUAUAGUAUAAUAUAAUAAAUAGUAAAAUAUUAUGAUCUUAGUUAAGUUAAUGUGUUAUAAAUGAAAAUCAUAACGAAUGUUAGAAACAAAACGUUAAAAAAAUUCAGAAAUUCUGAUGAUACUCGGUAGAAAAGAGGUAAUACACGGUUCAUAUACAUCACACUGACACAAAAUGAACCUUUAAUAUAUUAUUAAAAAUUCGAUUUGCUUAAAUACUUGUAAAGUAUUAAUUGAUGGUACUACUUUAAAUAAUAGUACAUUUCCAUUGAUAAAUUAUUAUAUUGUAAACGGGUAUAUAUUAUUAUGAGUGUAUAUUGUAUUAUUGUACAACAUAUAUGAUACUUAUAUUUACCUAAGUAUUUAUAAGCUAAUGUUAUUAAAUAUAUAUUACUGUUUUGUAAAAAAGUUGUUGAUUUCAUGAUAACCAUAAAUAAAGGAGUAUACAAAAAAACAA